AGUUUACAAAGUGCAGCACGAAGGGCUGGUACGAGUUGUGCCAAUUGUAAAACGACAACGACGACACUGUGGAGACGAAAUCAAAACGGCGAACCAGUGUGCAAUGCCUGCGGAUUGUACUACAAACUUCACAAUGUAAACCGACCGCUCACCAUGAAAAAAGAGGGUAUCCAAACCCGAAACCGCAAACUCUCCUCCAAGAGCAAAAAGAAAAAAUCAGGCGCAGCGUGCCUGAGUCUAGGUGGCAUGAUGGGUGACAUGAUGAAACCCCUGGACUCGUCCAAGGGCGGCUUCGGCCAGUUCAACUCGAUGGGCGGCGGCCACCCGCACCUCAACGCCGCACUACACCCCCACCACGCCAUGAGCCACUGGUACCAGAACAGUACGCAUCCGCACGGGUUCGUUAGUGGACCGCCUCCUCCAGCGCCGCCACCGGCUGCGUCGUACCACCACCACAUGAGUUCGUUGAGCGCAGCCGGGUUGGGAUUGACGUCGAAUGGAAUGGCCGGAUGGAGGUCAGAAUACACGUGAUAAGUGGGCCACAACGGCACAGCUAUCGACUCAGUUUCACAAGUCCUGUAGAUAUUUAAUUUUAGGUAAACUUAAGACAUAAGAUCAAAUGAAUUCCUACCCCGUUCCCCGUCUUUCUCACCAUACCUUUUAGAUGAGUAAGAGUAAGAGUAAAUACUAAAUAAUAUAUUUAUUGGGCGUUUGUUACUUGUAAGAAAGCCAACAGAGAAGAUUAUAUUUAUCUAGUUAAUGAUUUUAACAGUGAUUUUUCAUUUUAUACAACUACCAAGUCAGUUUACACUUCGAAAAACUGCAAUUUUUAUUUUCAAGCCUCACAAAAGUAUUAAUUUUUGCGACGUGAGUUAUUUUUUAUACAAGACGAUAAAAUGGUAUUUUAUCGUCGAUCGAAAAGAUUAAUUCACGAGCGAUGAACUCGCGAGUGAAUUCAUUUUUCAUUCAUAAUGCAAUUUUAUCGUCAUGUAUAAAACAAUAUUCUUUUCCAUAGCGAGUUACGUUUUAAAAAAUAUUCAGAA
Molecule: messenger RNA, 1043 nt
Organism: Sitophilus oryzae (rice weevil)
Lineage: Eukaryota; Metazoa; Arthropoda; Insecta; Coleoptera; Curculionidae
Product: GATA-binding factor C-like
Exons: 3
Biological process (GO): cell fate commitment; negative regulation of transcription by RNA polymerase II; positive regulation of transcription by RNA polymerase II
Molecular function (GO): zinc ion binding; RNA polymerase II cis-regulatory region sequence-specific DNA binding; DNA-binding transcription factor activity, RNA polymerase II-specific
Source: RefSeq, a predicted model, not a curated record